AUGGACGAUGAGCUGGAGGUGCUGCAGUUGGAGCUGUUGGAGGUGCUGGUGGUACUGGAGUUGGAGGUGCUGGAGGUCCUAGUGCUGGAGACGCUACUAUUGGCGGUACUGGUGGACAUCGGCAGGAGACUCUCUAGCACGAACGGCUUCGUGAGUGGGCUGUCCGGCGGGGUAGCCCUGGUGGUGGAGCUAGCCGUGCUCGAGCUGGAGGUGCUGGGGCUACUGGAGCUGGAGGUGAUGGUGCUGGUGGUACUGGAUUUGGAGGUGCUGGAGGUCCUGGUGCUGGAGACGCUAGUGCUGGCGGAGGUGCUGGAGGUACUGGAGCUGCUGGUGCUGGAGGUCCUGGGGCUGCUGGUGCUGGAGGUGCUAGAGCUGGAGGUACUGGAGCUGGGGGUACCGGGGCUAGCUGCUGGUGCUGGAGGUGCUGGAGCUGCUGGUGCUACAGGUGCUAAAGCUGGAGGUGCUGGAGCUAGAGGUGUUGGAGGUGCUAGGGUUGCUGACGGCUCGGCCUCUGUUCCACAGCAUGUUACUCUUCCGUCUCCUCUGGUGUCCUCUAUUCCUGACGUUCCUAACAUUGAGUCCGACCUUGCUCGUGCUGCUAGUCCUACUGUCAAUCAUCUCCUCGCUACUGUUGUCACUGACCCUUCCUUUGAGUCUACUGCUGCGUUUGCCCUAGUCACUGAGCUAAUCGACUUUGCUGCUACCCGUCGUCUCGACUACGUCGCGAGUCUUGUUACUGAGUCUGAUACUGUCUGUCCUCUAUCCGUCGGGGGUGAGCUUGCCCUGGGCAACGACGUCCUUGAGGACAGGCAGUUUGAGCUUGAGUGUCUCGCGGCUGCUUUACCUCGUUUCGCUACCAUGCUGCUUUGCCCUGAGGGAGACCCGGAUGCUCUUGACAUCCCUACCCCGCGCUCUUACGCUGAGGCGAUCACGGGUGAGUACUCCUCUCAGUGGCUGACAGCCAUGGACGCAGAGAUGGCUUCCUGA
Closterium sp. Yama58-4 is the source of this 987-nucleotide messenger RNA. NCBI's taxonomy places the organism in Eukaryota, Viridiplantae, Streptophyta, Zygnematophyceae, Desmidiales, Closteriaceae. The record is from the annotation of a GenBank genome assembly.